Messenger RNA from Prorocentrum cordatum, 957 nucleotides. Lineage: Eukaryota; Dinophyceae; Prorocentrales; Prorocentraceae. The record is from the annotation of a GenBank genome assembly.
AUGGCCUCGCAGGCGCUCUUCACCGGCCUCGAGCUGAGCAUCUUCGACCACAUCGCCGCCGCGGGCGACGCGGGUGCAGACCUGGAGGCGCUCAAGGAGGCCUGCGGCGUGAAGGCCCCGCGGCUGCAGACGCUGCUGACGUGCCUCGUGUCCGUGAAGUGCCUCAGACUCGGCCCCAGCGGCACGUACACGCUGUCGCCGAACACGGCCCAGUACAUGGUCUCCACCUCGAAGCAUUUCUACGGCGACUACCUGCGGUACCAGAUCGGCCGGCAGUUCUACAGGACCAUGGGGGAGCUGCCGAACGUCAUGGUCUCGGGGGAGGCGCCCAGCUACGCGUCCUGGUUCUCGGACCCGGAGGUGGCCAGGACCUACACCCAGGCCCAGCACAACGGCUCCGUCGCCACCGCGAAGUACCUCGUGAAGAAGAAGCUCCAGCUCGGGGGCAUCACCGACAUGCUCGACGUCGGCGGCGGGUCCGGCGCGUUCUCCUACGUCUUCGUGGGCGCCACGCCCGGGCUCAAGUCCACGGUCCUCGAGCUGCCCGAGGUCUGCCGCACAGGCGAGGGCAUCCGUGCCCAGCAGCCGGAGGACGUCAGGGCCCGCGUCAGCUUCACGGAGCUCGACGCCACCAGCCCCACCUGGCCCGUCAGCGACGCCGCCUUCGACGUGGUCCUCAUGUCCUACAUCUCCGGCUCGGUCCCAGAGCCAGUCAUCGGCGGGCUGUACAGUAACGCGAUGAAGGCGCUGCGGCCCGGAGGGCGCCUCCUGGUCCACGACUUCAUGGUGAACGACAGCCUCGACGGCCCCGCCCUCGGCGCGCUGUGGGGCCUGCAGCACGUCACCGUGAACGCCAAGGGCCUGGGGCUCUGCCCGAGGGAGAUCAUCCUCCGCAUGGGCCAGACGAUGGAAAUGAUCCACGGCAUGACGAAGCUGAUCGUCGCCCACAAGGCGUAG